Yarrowia lipolytica CLIB122 is the source of this 1065-nucleotide messenger RNA. RefSeq lists its product as uncharacterized. The record is from RefSeq and is a predicted model, not a curated record. Gene Ontology annotation, cellular component: cytoplasm; mitochondrion. NCBI's taxonomy places the organism in Eukaryota, Fungi, Ascomycota, Dipodascomycetes, Dipodascales. Gene Ontology annotation, biological process: pantothenate biosynthetic process. Gene Ontology annotation, molecular function: 2-dehydropantoate 2-reductase activity; NADP binding.
AUGAGUUUACCGAAAGUUCACAUUCUGGGAGCAGGUUCAAUCGGAUCUCUGCUGGCGUACAACCUGGCCAAGGCUCAAGUCGUCGCCCCCGUGUUGAUGCUGAGAGAUGCAGCUCGACAGAUGGACUUCAAGAAGCGAGGCUCGUCAGUCUACUUUUGCGGCAAUGACACGCCUCUGUCGCAGUUUGGUAUUCGCCACAAUUACAACACCGAGCCAUUGCUGACUGGGGAAGGCAUUAAAAUCGAGACCAUGACUCCAGACCAGAUCAAGGAGCCACUGAGUCAUAUUAUCGUCACAACAAAGGCCCAGAGCACACUCAGCGCAUUAUUCAACUACAGGGACGCUAUCGACUGCAACACUGCUAUGUUGUUUCUGCAAAACGGAAUGGGACUGAAGGAACAAAUGGACGCCAAGGUAUGGCUGAAUGAGGACGAUAAACCUCACAUAUUCUUUGGAGUCACUACACACGGAGCGCACAGAUUGCCGUCGCCAUUCUACGAGUACAGACACGCCGGCCAGGGUCAGAUUGACAUGGCUGUGGCUCCUGGAACCUUGUUGGAGGAGAAUCCCUUCGAGGAGAUUCUGCAGUCCUCACCUACUCUGGGAUGCCAGGAUACUAUGCCAUAUCCCGAAUUGCUGCUGAAACAGAGCCAGAAGUUGGUUGUUAAUGCGUGUGUUAACCCUCUCACUGCCCUCAUGGACUGCAACAAUGGCCAGUUGCUGGAUAGCUACGCGACUAGCACCAUCAUCAAUACAGUGGUGUUUGAGUCCAGCAUCAUUCUCCGAGAAUAUUUGCUUGAUACCAUUGGACAUCAGAUUAACCCUGCUUUGAUUUCUUCUGCGCUCAAGCCCCAGAGACUGAAUGAGCUCAUCAACAAGGUGUUACAGCUGACUCACGAUAACUCAUCCUCGAUGAGAGAAGAUGUGCGGAACAAUCGAGUCACAGAGAUCAGAUACAUCAACAAGUUUCUUAUGGAUAUGGGUAACAAGUACAAGAAACCCAUCACCGCCAACCUCAUGCUAUACAACCUGGUGAACGCACAGCAGGACUUCAACAAGUUUUAA